UUUUUUUUUUUUUUACAAAUAUAAUGACUUUAUAUGAUUUAACUAGUGAUACCGCCACUCAACCUACGGAUGAGAUGUUUGAUAUCAUGAAAACGGCUUCUAGAGGGGAUGAUGUAUUCUCACAAGAUACCUCAGUUCAUGAAUUAGAACAAUAUAUGGCCGAUUUACUGGGUCAUGAAGCCGCCUUAUUUGGUACAUCAGGUACAAUGACUAAUCAAUUAGGAUUACGUUGUUGGUUACUUCAUCCUCCUCAAUCUGUCUUAUGUGAUUCUCGUGCUCAUGUUCAUGUGCAUGAAUGUGGAGGUAUUGCUUAUCAUUCUCAAGCUGCUGUCACUCCUGUGAUUGCCUCCAAUGGUAUUUAUUUAACUAAGGAAGAUGUGGAAGCUCAUAUUAGUACUGAUACCCUUUGUGGUGCUCCAACUAAAGUGAUUUCUCUUGAAAAUACAUUAAAUGGGACAAUCAUGCCAAUUCAUGAAAUUCAAAGAAUCAGUGAACUUGCCCGUUCUCGAGGUAUCAAAAUGCAUUUGGAUGGAGCUCGAUUAUUUGAAGCAUCACAAGCCACGGGUGUAAGCAUGAAGGAAUAUGGUCAAUGGUUUGAUAGUGUAUCUGUAUGUCUAUCCAAAGGAGCGGGUGCACCUAUCGGAUCUAUCUUGGUAAGCAACAAACAAACAAUCCAACAUGCUCGUCAUCUUCGCAAAUUGAUGGGAGGUGGUUGGCGUCAGGCUGGCAUGUUGGCCAAAGCGGCUCUUCAUUGCAUCAAGACUGUUGUGCCCACCAUGCCACAGACUCAUCAGUUGACACGUCGCCUGGCUGAUGGCCUUGUCGAUCUUGGCUUCAAACUUGUUGUGCCUUGUCACACCAAUAUGUUGUUCAUCGAUUUCAGCCCUCUCACUACCGCCACCAUCGCCGUGCCACUUUUAGAACAACAUAAUAUCAAGAUCUCAAAUACCCCAGGGUCCUCAUUGUGUCGUAUCGUUUUACAUUAUCAAAUCACUUCCGACGUUGUCGAUCGUUUCUUAUCUCUUGCCACUGAUUUGGCGGCUAAACAUAAAAUUACCCCUUCUGGUGAUAGUGCUAUCUGUUCUCGUUCUUCUUCUGUAGUCAGUUCUGUUACUGAUCUUUCUAGUGCAUAUCCUUCUGUUCAAUAAUUUAUAAAUACUUUUUAUAUAUAAUAAUAAAAAAUCAUCACGUUUCAUUUUAAUGUUUUUUUUUA
Molecule: messenger RNA, 1213 nt
Organism: Halteromyces radiatus
Lineage: Eukaryota; Fungi; Mucoromycota; Mucoromycetes; Mucorales; Cunninghamellaceae
Product: pyridoxal phosphate-dependent transferase
Exons: 3
Coding region: 24-1148 (374 amino acids)
Biological process (GO): L-threonine catabolic process; glycine biosynthetic process
Cellular component (GO): cytosol
Molecular function (GO): L-allo-threonine aldolase activity
Source: RefSeq, a predicted model, not a curated record